CAAUGGAGUCUGUUAACGUUUCUUCAAUUGAAGUUUUGACCGUUAUCCCGAAAGAUGGCCAUAAAUUCAUUGGGAGGAAUCAGCGAUGCACGGAGAAGAUAUGGGAAUAAGAAACCAACUUACUGGGCCGACCAGGAGGUGUGCAAGAAAAAGUCGCCAAAAGGCCCUUCCCAUGGGCUGAAAAGGAAUGUAUCGGACAAGAACCAUAAGCCGCCGUUGCCAAUCGCAUUGGAAGGGUCUCUGCCGAAGCUGUUUCCCCCUCCUCCUCUUCCAGCUUGUCUUGAACGUUCUCCUGCUCCUCCAAAUCAUCAUCAUCAUCCUCAUGCCAACCAAACGAAAGACCAUCUGUGCCGGGUUGUUAUCCGCUCACCAAAUCCCCCGAGUCCAAUUCAGACUGGAAGUCGUCGUUGGGGAUCGCCGAGCAGGCUGCAUGAGAAAAAACAAUAUUGCCAUGUGAAACUUAGUCAAAGAAAAUCUUCUCCAGUGCAUGAACGUCUCGCUCCAAGUUCAAGUCAAGAUUCAAGUACCGGAAGUGCUACCUUCUCCAGGGCUUCUCCUGGAGAAAUACAAAGUUGUCUCCGUGGUCGUGGUGCCAUCCACCUGGGAAGAAAUUUGAGUGACGAUGAUGACGAUGGAAAUGAUGAAGAUGAGGUGGUAGUCAGUGGACAACAUAACUCAAGACGAGUGAUCUCCGGGAAUUAUGUGACAGUGGUGAAGAUUGAAGAUUCGCCAACGGGAGUUUCGCGGGUGAAGCAAUCACGAUAUCAUCGCAAUUGUGUGCCUGAUCCGCCUUGGAUCAAACCAGAACGACCUUCAAGGCCGCGUGAACAUCGGGUCAAGUCAGUGAUUAAGAGCUUUGAAACCGAGGAACAGAAGCCAGUUCAAGUGAUCCCGAAGAAAACCUCAGACAAUUGGAUUCCACAGAGAAGUUCCACAGUUGAGGAAGAUGUUAUUCUCUACCGUCUUCCAAGUCAAAAACUCGGACUAGGACUCAAAUUUGAAGGAGGCUCAAAACCUGAGGAACACGUACAACACCUUUACAUUCAAAAUUGUGCUCAGGAAGGACCGAGUCAUCGAGUUCGAUGUACUUGGGGACGACUCGAGAUUGGAGAUGAAAUCUUGUGCAUUGCUGGAAAACUUGUCCGUCGAAUGACUCGAACUCAAUGUGUUAAAGCAUUGAAAGAGUCCCCAGUAUCUGUGAAAAUGAGAAUCAAACACUAUUUCUCUAAAGGGUCUGGAGAUUUAUCCUCAGAAAGUCACACUCUUCCCCGAAUCAAAAGAAGAUCCUAUGAAAUCCAAACCCAUAACAAUUCUUUGGACUUGCAAACAUCUUCUAGCAUGGAGAAAGAUCUUGCCUCGACCAUUGAGUCCAAUUCCAUGUCAGAAACCAAUCUUAUCACCAUCGAUCCGAAAUCUUCCGAACCAAUCAGUUUCCAAAGGAGGUUGGUACCGCCCACUCCUCCACCCCGUCGAAUUAUGCCACAGAUUCCAUCCCAAGCUUUCCGCAGUCAGAGCGUUCCAAGCUUAAUGAGGAGGAACCCUUUGCCCAAGCCCCCAAGAUUGGAAAACGCAGAAUUGCCCAAAAUCUGUUCCCCAAAGGAGCUAAUUUCUCAAGAAUUGCCAACCAUAUCCCGGCCUAUCAAUUCGAGGUUUACUAAAGAUGCUCCCAUGAAAAGUACUCGUGUUCUCAUCGAGCGCUCCCGAUCUUCCCGUGAAGUAAGAUUCCGUUCCAAUUGUUCCACUUUGCCGAAAAAGCGAAGUUUGUACAUCAAGUCAUCGGAACGAAGGCCGAAAAGUGAAGACCGGAUUCAUUCUCAAACCUUGCCCCGAUCCCAUAAGAUUGGAACCAAAAAGGACCCGUCGACCGAGAAAGAGAGUCUGGUAGACGAUGCUGAUGAAGAGAGUGUCCAAGAUGAAGGUCAAGGCCAUUAUGAUGUCCCUAGAGCUCUGUUCCCUAUCCGUUCGGUGAUAAGCGUACAAGAGAUCUUGGACUUGCGACGAACCUGUGGCGUUUUGAAUACUCCUAAGGCCGAGGUUUACAUGAACCUUUCGGAUGAGGAUGAGGAGGAAGAUCAAGAUCUUGAAGAUGACAGUGACCAUGAACAAUCCUGGAGUGAGUCCACGUCGUCAUACUCAACGUGUUCAAGCGAAAACAGUGUGACCUCCAAGCGAUCACGCAUGUUGAUCCCUUUGGAGAAGAUGAAACGGACCAUCAAGGAAGCCCCCAAUGCUUCCUUGGUCAAGCCAGACUUUCAUUUAGGAGCUCAGCUCACUCAUAGUGAGGCCAAAUCUGGAGAGGAAGAUCCAAUCUACGCGAGCCUUCUUGAAUUUGCUGACAAUCUUGGCUCUUCUCUGGAAGAAGCCAGUGCAGUGGGUGAUUCAUUGGACAUUGCCAAGGUCCUGGAUCCAUUUGAACAAUUGGAACGGGAAUGGUUGAAAGACAUUGAGCCUGAGAUAGUGAUCAAACCUCCCGCUUCGUUUGUCAACGUUGAAAGUGCCCUCAGUGACCUGGGAAUUGACUUGGAACCAAACGAAUCAGCUGAUGAGCAACCAAGGGAAGAGGAAGAGUUCUCCGAAGAGUUUAGUCUCAUCAGAUCAGAUAACACGUCGAUUCGCGAGGAGACGGCCAUGGACCUGGUGGAAUCUAGCCUACCAGUGCCUGUUCACCACCGGCAUUCGGUCUCACAGGACUCGAAUGACUCUUCCAGCAGCUCUCCCGGGACAAUUUUGCCCCCGACGUAUUCAAGACUCCCGCCAGAUGGUCAUGAAUUCCCACCGGACUAUAAGGAUCCAUCUAGCUUGACCAGUCAGAACUCUUUGUUACUCACCAGAAAGUCUUCGUCUGAAUCCAACAGCUCCGACCAGAGCCAGAACAAAAAAGGCAUCAUGGAUUUCCCCCGGAUCAAAAUGCAGAAGAUCCAGCUCAUCAGACAUGAUGAAAACAGCAUCAAGUCUGUGAGGGAUAAGAUCGCCUUGUUCAGCUCGGCGUGCUCUUCCCAAUCCACAGAGGAUUUAGGAUUGAGCCAACUCGGUCGUAACCCUCCGAACACAGGCUUGCUUACUAGAGCACAUACACAUGGAGACGUCAGAUAUGUGGGCAAUGACUCCAAAAGGUCAGGAAUAUAUCACCAGAGCAUGACCAAUGUCUCGGCCAGUCAUGGGGGAUCUCUCUUUCAUCGAGAAACCAAAUCCAUAUCCUCAACCAGCUUAAUCAAUUCGGAGCCUCGCCCAAGUAGGAGUCGCUUGUCCCACGGAACAGGGCAUACUCCAACUCCACAAGAAAGACAUGGGCGGUCUCAAAGUUUACUAGAGAUAGGAUCCACCAAUGCCAGCGUCAAAUCACCAGACGGUUCUUCCACUUUACCCAAAAGACAUCAUCCCCAGCCAGCCAGAAGAGCAACAUUAACCACGUCCACGCCAAUCAAGAAAAGCGACAUUAAAAUAAUCCACGAGAACAGUCCGUGUCUGGACUCCAAGGAGCUCUCGGAAGCCAAGCAAAUUGAUUUAAGUGGUGAUCGUCUUAAGUUAAGCUCCACAUCAAGUCCCAACGGUAGAUCAUCAAACAAAUUCUCGCCAGCAUUCAAGCACAAGGCCUUCACCAUCUACAGCAAUACAUCCAGUCCAUCCCCGCCUUCAUCACUGAAGACAGACGAAAAGGAUGUCUCUUCUCAGUUUCGAAAUGUGCCUAUUACACAAACUGGAAGCCCAUACCAGGAUGAAGGAGACGGGCCAGAAGAUCCACGGGUAUUGAAAAGGAACUCGGUUGAGGCUAUCAAUCGGAGAAACAUCCUGGAGUCUGCUAAGAAGAGUAGUGGGACAAAAUUGUUUGGUGAUCCGACUCCAAUUCAAGCUACGAAGACCUCAAUAUCCGAUUUUCGGGCCAUUGAGGCCAGAGAGGUUGGGAAGAUGGGAUUAACUCCCGCGAGAUCAAUCACAUCGCUGGGGAAACCGGCGUCAAGGUCAUCGUCAUUCACCAUCGCGGAACGCAAGAAAUCGUUUGAAACUGUCAGUGGGACCCGAACAGCCUUGGAGUCCAGAAGGGGUCCACACUCCUCUCAAGAUUCGUUGAGAAGUGCCCACUCGAAGGAAAACUUCAACGAUGCCUCUUCAACUUGUUCCCGGCGAAGUUCUCGUGACACAAUUUGCGAGGAGGAGCUCUUGCCUAGCUAUUCGCGGCGAAGUUCACGUUCAGAGGCCGAUGGAGGAAGUCGAGUUACCACACCCACUAGAACACAUCCCCUUCCUGGUGUGGACGAAGGCUCAAGAUCUACAACACCACUUGGAAGACGAACUUUGUCUCGUAACAAUAGUUUGACGUCAGAGAGAUCGACCUAUUCCAAACGUAGUGGAGCUUCUUCCAAGAAUGGCAGGGACAAAACAACUCUCCCUACUGCAGCCUUUCCCGAACAAGAGAAAUUGAGCCGCAACAACAGCAAUGACAGCGGUACUUCCUCGAAUGUAUUGGAUCUUGACCUUCCUAUUCCAACGGGCGGGUUUUCGAGACUCUCAAGUGCAGUUAGUAGCAAGGACUCGGGAUUUCCUGAGUCAGAGAAGUCUAGCUUUUCCAGACUGUCCAGUAUUGCCAGUGUGGAUGAAGAGUCUUUAGUGUCAUCGCCCAACACAACACCCAGUGUCAACAAUGACAAGUGGUCCACUUUGGAGAAGAAAUACUCUAUAUCGACUCAAUCGAUGAUUUCCACGGAUACAAAGACAAAAAUUGCCCAGUUUUCCAAAACCAACACGUCAACGAGCUCUCCAGUUUCUUCAAAUGCUACUACGUCAGUAAGGCCAACCGAAUUAAACUUCCACUCUGUGAAGUCUGCAUCAAAUUCACCUCCGCCCAGCUUGCCCUUGAAAAAGACCUCAAGCACAACAACGUUGGUGGCUUCACCAGUGAGUAGUCGUAACUUCCGAGAACUCACUGAGAAAUUUGAAUCCAAGACCUCUGAAUCAGCAACAUCUUCCAGACGAGCCUCCAUUACUAGUGUGACCUCGUCGAGUGCAAAUUACGAUGAAUCGCUAAGCUCGUCUAUUACAUCGUUCCGCCUUGGAGACAAAACGAUGAACUAUGCCACUUGGUUGGAGGAGACGAAGAAUUCGCCGUUCUUUUUGCCUGAGGAUUCAACUGAGUGGGAGAGCUUUGAUCCUUCAACUCCAUCAGAGGUGAUGACAUUCGCCAAAAGCAAAGCCAUCAUCAAGAACGAUCGAAAAUUUUCUGUGCCCACAUACUCAUCGAAUGACCAUGCCAAUGGAGUCAAGAUGAGAGAUAAGAAAGACCAGAAUGCUGCACCAUCUCGUCCAUCAAGACUCAUUGAAUCUGGUGCUUCGGAUUUGAAGGUCUUUGAGAUUGGCAACCUUGGCGAGCAUCGGCCGCUUCUCAGCAACUCAACCAGUCGAGGAUCCAGUCAAGCUGACCUCCUAGACUGCCCUGACACUCCCAAAUCACCUUUGCUAUCAGCCUCCAUGGUUCAAAGUGGAAUGCAAAGUAUGGGAAGCCCACAAGUGCCUUCAAGAACUUCGCGGGAACUCCUGGAUGCCCUAGACAGCAAAGAUGAGGCUAACAGGAGAUGUGUGAGCGUCAAUGAUAUCCGGAGAGCUUUCGAGAAAGCCGAACAGAGUCUGUCGCGGAGCAUGAGUAAGUGUGGAUCCUCCAGUUCCUCCAUUUGCGGCAUGGCUCCUUGUCAUAAUAGAAUGAGCUCCUUGGACUCUACAGCUAGUGAUGAGUCAUCCAUACCGACGCCUCAUUACUACGGAUCCGUGUCAUCGCUCUUGUCAGGACAAACCAACAUGAAAGAUCAUUAUGGGAGUAUUACCUCGUUAGCCUCCUCUACAAGUAUGAUCUCUCCACAGGAGCUUCAAGGCCUUAUUGAUGAGGCCAACCAGUCGCUAGAAGAAUCUGGUACCCCUUCCCACGAAAUCAUGGUGAUCGUUCUUCAUCGAGAGUUUACUGCCGGAUCCAUUGGCAUCACAUUAGCUGGAGGAGCUGACUACGAGUGCAAAGAUAUCACAGUUCAUAAAGUGAUCCCUGGAACUUUAGCAGACAGAGAUGGUCGGAUUCAAAAAGGAGACCGUGUAUUAUCUAUCAAUGGGCGAUCAACUAAAGGAGUGUCCCAUCGGGAGGCUCUAAGUAUUCUUAAGGCCCCAAGAGCGGAGGUGGUAUUGGUUUUAUCACGGAGUCGCUCUGUAACACCGGCCGAGACCGGAUCCUUUGACGCCAAUUAUGCAGCUUCCUACAACUACGUGAACAUGACAAGUAGUCGGCCCCCCAAAAUUCUCGAGAGUCCACUAGAUAGUAAAUCCCUGCUAUCAGAGCUAAAAUUUGUGGAUGUCCCUCGAGGAGCACCAAUGACAGUCUCGUUGAAGAAAGAAGGAACUGGACUGGGAUUCAGACUGGAAGGUGGCAAAGACUCGCCCUUGGGCGAUAGGCCCCUAACUAUCAAAAAAAUAUUCACAGGAGGAGCUGCCGGCAAAAGCAAGGUCUUGAAAGUGGGAGACGAAAUCAUAAGUGUAAAUAACACAGAUUGCACCAGGAUGUCCCGAAUCGAGGCAUGGAACUUCAUGAAGAAGCUUUCAGAUGGAACCAGCACGAUUGUGGUGCGGCAAAAGAUUGAGGAUGUCAAAGUAAAGGAACCAGUUCAGAACUGCGCGAUAGAGGUGAAAGCCAAAACAGCCGCUGUAACCGAGAAAGCCUCCCCCAAACAAACUCCUACAGCGUGACCAGGCUUCCAUAUUCAAAAAGACAUUAUUUGAACCUGUCGCAAAUAUUUGUAAUGAUGGUUGAUAAAUUGAUAUUGGGGAUUUGGAAUGAUAUAACCACCCAAUCCCUCCUAAUCUGUGAUUCUUGGGAAGGAAGCAUACCGCUUGCCUGACUACUUCAUCAUAUCUUGAAAAUAGCCAGCAUAAGGAAAUAAAAUCAAUUCAUAUACUUAUCUCAGCA
Tigriopus californicus is the source of this 6937-nucleotide messenger RNA. Its product is annotated as mucin-2-like. The transcript is spliced from 16 exons. Lineage: Eukaryota; Metazoa; Arthropoda; Copepoda; Harpacticoida; Harpacticidae. Gene Ontology annotation, molecular function: protein binding. The coding region runs from base 55 to 6717 and encodes 2220 amino acids. The record is from RefSeq and is a predicted model, not a curated record.